Epinephelus lanceolatus (giant grouper) is the source of this 2831-nucleotide messenger RNA. Its product is annotated as 5,6-dihydroxyindole-2-carboxylic acid oxidase-like. NCBI's taxonomy places the organism in Eukaryota, Metazoa, Chordata, Actinopteri, Perciformes, Serranidae. Gene Ontology annotation, cellular component: melanosome. Gene Ontology annotation, biological process: melanocyte differentiation; melanosome organization. Gene Ontology annotation, molecular function: oxidoreductase activity. The record is from RefSeq and is a predicted model, not a curated record.
GCAGGGGCCUGGGCGCAUGGAAGGGGAAGCUUUACACACACUUUGUUGACAGAGAAAACCAGUCCUGCUGUGUAGAAGUGAUGCACAUUCAUUUUGGAUAAAGAGUUAGACCAAGUGUAUAUUUACAGGUGGCAUCAAUCGGUACAACUGACUCCAAAUCAGCCGUGCGUAAAAUCUGGCAACCGUCUUUUUGGAUAAUGUGGCAGGGCUGUGUUUUGGUGCUUGUGGGCGCGGUGGUCGUGAGCGCCCAGUUCCCCAGGGAGUGUGUGACACCCGAAGGACUCAGGAGUGGACAGUGCUGCCCGUCGCCCUCUGGACUCGACAACGACCCGUGUGGCUCCAGCACGGGGCGCGGACAGUGUGUGUCCAUCUCGGCGGACGCGCGCCCGCACGGCCCUCAGUACCCGCACGACGGACGGGAUGAUCGGGAGCGAUGGCCCGUGCGUUUCUUCAACCGUACCUGUCAAUGUAACGGGAACUUCAGCGGCUAUAACUGCGGCCGGUGCAGACACGGAUGGACGGGGCCCAACUGUGACCAGCGAGUUUCUGUCGUAAGAAGAAACGUGAUGCAGCUCAGCGCGGAGGAGAAGCGUGCGUUCGUGAACGCGCUGGACCGGGCCAAGCGCACGGUGCACCCGGACCUGGUGAUCGCCACGCGGCGCUACCCGGAGAUUUUUGGACCUGACGGCAACACCGUGCAGUUCGAGAACAUCACCAUCUACAAUUACUUCGUGUGGACACACUACUACUCGGUCAGCAAGACGUUCCUAGGCGCGGGGCAGGCCAGCUUCGGGGGAGUGGACUUCUCGCACGAGGGGCCCGGUUUUGUCACAUGGCACAGGUACCACCUGUUGCAGCUGGAGAGAGACAUGCAGGACAUGCUGCAAGACCCCUCCUUCGCUCUGCCCUACUGGAACUUUGCCAUCGGUGGGAACACAUGUGACAUCUGCACAGAUGACCUGAUGGGAGCCAGGAGCAGCUUUGACAUGAAUUCCCUGAGCACCAACUCCAUCUUCGCCCAGUGGAGGGUCAUAUGUGAGAGUGUGGAGGACUACGACACACUGGGAACCAUCUGCAACAGCACUGAGACUUCUCCCAUCAGACGGAACCCAGCAGGAAAUGUCAACAGGCCAAUGGUCCAGCGUCUCCCAGAGCCCCAGGAUGUGGCGGACUGUCUGCAGGUUAACGCUUUUGACACACCACCCUUCUACUCCACCUCCUCUGAAAGCUUCAGGAACACUAUUGAAGGCUACAGCGCCCCCAAGGGGAACUAUGACCCGGUGGUGAGGAGCCUCCACAACCUGGCCCAUCUGUUCCUGAAUGGGACAGGGGGACAGACUCACCUCUCACCCAAUGACCCCAUCUUCGUCCUGCUCCACACCUACACCGACGCUAUAUUUGACGAAUGGUUGAGGAGACACAAUCCAGAUUCGACUCUGUAUCCUGAAGAGAACGCCCCCAUUGGUCACAACAGAGGCUACAACAUGGUGCCUUUCUGGCCUCCAGUGACGAACGCUGAGAUGUUUGUGACCGCACCUGAAAAUCUCGGUUACUCUUACGAAGCUGAAUGGCCAGGUCAACCUUUCACCAUGACUGAAAUCAUCACCAUGGCAAUAGUCUCUGCCCUCAUCGUCGUCGCAGUGAUUUUUGCCGCCACCACAUGUGCCGUGCGCGCCAGGUCCUACAAGAUGGAAGGCCACCAGCCUCUGCUCGGGGAGCAGUACCAGCGCUACGACGCUGACAAAAGCCAAUCUGUAGUAUAAGUUCCGGUGUUCAAACAUGAGCCUCUGUCUUCUCUUUACUUUUUACUGUGACACAGCUAUGCAGUAUGUUAAGCCUGAAUCUGUUCUCAGUGGAGAGCAUGUGUAGAUCCUGAAUGCUACAGCGUCAUAGGAAGUAAUCUUUUGGCUGCAUUCAUGCCCCCUAUAACAAAGCUGAUGUAGUUCAUUUCUCUUCACAAAUAAUGCAUAUGUGAAGAUGCAUUUUUGUACUGGAAAAGAUACUUUUUACGAGUUUGGUUUUGCAAAGAUUGCAGUGAUUCAAUCAUUGAAAUUUUCAGAUUGUGGGACAGUUUGAAAAUGUGUUUAAAUAAAGUGAACGUGGACAGCUGGAGUGUUGGUGUGAUAGUGAUGCCACCAGGUGGUGCUAAACUGUGACUGUGGUCAGGGCUUUUAAAUGUCAGUAUCAGCAGUGAUGCCCUCUGUAGUUUACUGUCUGAUGUUUCACUAGUAAGGAGAUCAGGUGUAAAGAACAUAGAUUCUGAUAAUAGAUGAACAAGUUCUGUACCUUAAUGAACACAUUUAAAGUAAUGGAGUAGUACAAAACUAAUAUCUGCAAGAUAAUUAAAAGUUAUAGAAGUUCUACCAUGUUUAUAGUCUAUAAGACUUUAUGUGUUGAUCUCACUUCACAGUUUAGUUACACAAUGGCAUCAUAGAGAUAAAGUAUUAGGAAUUAGAAAAUGCACUGCCUACUAACAGAGCCGUAACGACCACAAGGGGGUGCAAUAGUUCAGUGUCUGAAACUCUGCAUGUCCUUGGUAAAUCACACUUGAAGGGGGGUUGUUCUGCUUUUGUUUAUAAUGAUACACUAGGAAUAACCUGAUGUAUGAUUAAUGAAUGGAGACGUAAAAAGAAAAAAAUGCAUUGUUAACAGGUUGUAAUUCAGAUCCAUCUUUUUUUCUUUUAUUUUGAACAAAAUGUGUGUAAAAUGGUUAUUAAUGAUAUUCUGUUUUUACAUGUAUACUUUUAUGCCAGAAUGCUGUUGGAUCGGGGUGCAUGCCAAAUUAUUUAAAUGAUUAAAUGUGUUGCCUGCACAGUAGUUUGUUGGACUUU